This is a messenger RNA of Pyrgilauda ruficollis (rufous-necked snowfinch), 483 nucleotides long. RefSeq names its product polo like kinase 5 (inactive) (gene PLK5). The record is from RefSeq and is a predicted model, not a curated record. Bases 163 to 411 code for a protein of 82 amino acids. The transcript is spliced from 2 exons. NCBI's taxonomy places the organism in Eukaryota, Metazoa, Chordata, Aves, Passeriformes, Passeridae.
GCCCAGGGACGCUCCCGGCCGGUCCCCCGCAGGUACACGGCGCUGAGCGGCCACGCCCCGUUCGAGGCUCGCCACCGUUCGGAGCUCUACCGGCGCAUCCGGAGCGGCCGGUACCCGCUGCCCCCCGGGCUGUCGCCCCCUGCCCGCGCCCUCAUCGCCCACAUGCUGCACCCCGAGCCCGCGGCACGGCCCGGCCCGGCGGGGCUGCUGUGCCACCCCUUCCUCACCCAGGGUUUCACACCCCACACGCUGCCACCCCGCGCCUGCCACUCCGUGCCCGUCUUCGUGGGACAGGAGCGGCUGUGCUGGAUGCUGCGGGGGUGUGGCUGUGUCACUGUCACCCCUGCGGGUGGCAGUGCCCCUCCCCAAAGGACCCGAGCCCGAAGAUCCGCGGAGGAAAACCUUUAUUAGUGUCGGGAACCGUCUAAAAUCCAGUCAUGGAAACAAGCGGGGUGGGACGUGACCAGUACGAACGGCACACAC